AUGGUCCCAAAUGAGGCCCAUCAAUACAUGGGGAUUAUCCGGUUGCUUCAGUCUUUUGAUUGGACAUGGAUUGGGGUAUUUGCUGUGGACGAUGAGAGUGGAGACCACUUCUUGGGGGCCCUGGAGCCAUUACUUUCCCAAAAUGCUAUCUGUUCAGCCUUUACGGAAAGAAUCCCAAACCAAGGCAAUUUCCUUGACGUUACUGAACUCGGUAGUAGGGGACAAAAUUUUUAUAAAGCAUUCAUGGAUAAGAAAGCCAAGACAUUUGUCAUCUAUGGUGAAACAAUAACUUUUAUAUGGCUGAGCACCUUAAUCGCUAUAGCAGCUCCUGAGUAUGAGGAAAACAGAUCUGUUGGAAAAGUGUGGAUUAUGACAGCCCAGAUUGAGUUUGCAAUAGUGGGCCUCAUAAGGAACUGGAAAUUUGAAAUAUUCAACGGUACCUUUUACUUUGCUCUUCAUGCAAAUGAACCUGUAGGGUUUCAGGCAUAUCUUCAGAAUGUAAAACCUCAGUGGUCCCAUGAAGAUCAUUUUCUGAAGGACUUCUGGGAACAAGCCUUUGAUUGUUCCUUUCCAAAUCUCCAGAUGCUCAUGGAAGAUGAUAGAACUUGUACUGGGGAGGAGAGGCUGGAGAGCCUUCCUGAGUCUGUUUUUGAAAUGUGCAUGACUGGCCACAGCUACAGCAUCUAUAAUGCUGUCUAUGUUGUAGCACAUGCUUUGCAUGCCAUGGACUCCUCUACAUCCAAACACAGAGCAAUAGAGGGGGGUAAAAGAGUUGACGUUCAGGAUCUACAGCCUUGGCAGCUCCACCCACUUCUUCAAGGCAUUUGGUUUAACAAUUCAGCAGGAGAGAGUGUGUCCUUUAAUGAGAACUGGGAAUUGACAACUACUAGAUUUGAUAUCAUGAACAUGAUUAUCUUCCCAAACAACUCCUUUCUUAAAGUGAAAGUUGGAACAGUGGAUCCCACAGAUGGAAAAGGAUUCAUUCUUAAUGAGGGACCAAUUGUGUGGCACAAAAGCUUUAACCAGGUGCCUCCCCUUUCCCAGUGUAGUGACUCUUGCCUCCCGGGUUAUCAGAAGAAAAGGAAAGAAGGGGAAAUGUUUUGCUGCUAUGAUUGUGCUGUAUGCUCAGAAGGGGAAAUCUCGGUCCAGAAGGAUGUGCUGAAUUGUUCCAAAUGUCCAGAAGAUCAAUAUCCAAGCAAGAGCCAUGAUGAAUGCAUCCCCAAAAGUCUAAACUUUCUGUCCUAUGAAGAACCUUUAGGGAUCAGUUUAGCCUCUGUUGCUGUUUCUUUGUCCCUGAUCACAGCCUUGGUGCUAGGAACUUUUAUAAAGCAUAAAGAAAGCCCCAUAGUCAAAGCCAACAACAGAGACAUCACUUACGCGCUCCUCCUCUCCCUGAUGCUCUGCUUCCUCUCUACCUUACUAUUUCUUGGUCAGCCAAAUAAGUUGACCUGCUUCAUCCGACAAUCUGCUUUCGGCAUCAUCUUCUCAGUGGCUGUUUCAUGUGUGUUGGCCAAAACCAUCACUGUGGUUGUAGCAUUCAUGGCCACCAAACCAGGGUCCAGCAUGAGGAAGUUGGCCAGAAAAAGACUAACCAAACUCACUGUCCUUUCCUGUUCUCUUUUUCAAGUGGGUAUCUGUGCAGUGUGGCUAGGAAACUCUCCCCCAUUCCCUGUCUUGGACAUGCAGUCACUGCCUGAAGAGAUCAUAGCAGAAUGUAAUGAAGGUUCUCUUGUCAUGUUUUAUCUUGUCCUGGGCUACAUGGGACUUCUGUCCACCAUAAGUUUCAUGGUGGCUUUCCUAGCCAGGAAAUUGCCAGACACUUUUAAUGAAGCCAAGUUCAUCACCUUCAGUAUGCUGAUGUUCUGCAGUGUUUGGUUGUCUUUUGUUCCAACCUACCUGAGCACCAAAGGGAAAUCCAUGGUGGCUGUGGAGAUCUUCUCUAUCUUAGCCUCCAGCGCUGGAUUACUGGUUUGUAUCUUUUCCCCUAAAUGCUACAUCAUUUUGCUGAAGCCUAAACUAAACAGCAGAGAGCAGCUAAUUAGAAUAAAGAAUUAA
Molecule: messenger RNA, 2055 nt
Organism: Hemicordylus capensis (graceful crag lizard)
Lineage: Eukaryota; Metazoa; Chordata; Lepidosauria; Squamata; Cordylidae
Product: vomeronasal type-2 receptor 26-like
Exons: 4
Coding region: 1-2055 (684 amino acids)
Biological process (GO): G protein-coupled receptor signaling pathway
Cellular component (GO): membrane
Molecular function (GO): G protein-coupled receptor activity
Source: RefSeq, a predicted model, not a curated record